AUGCAUCCGGAAAUUGUGGAAAUGGAAAAGGACGCAUUUGUUGUACGGUUGGAUGACAUUCGCGAUCGACUGCAGCGCUCUCAUAUCAUCAGUCUAUCGACAAUGAUAGAUAUCUUGGACGGCCAGCAACCUGAGGCAGUGCCUAUAUAUCGCAUGAGAGCCUAUAUCUACGAAGCUCUCACUGUUGCGGAAGCGGGCCUAAACGGUACUACAGGAAGACCAUUGCAGUCCUUUCGCGCAAUGCAAUUGCACGAAAGGUCCACAGCACAGAUCGCCUGCUCUUGUGAAGAUGCAUUCCCGCUGCCAGAAGAAGCACAUUCACGGCAUAAUCCGUGGGAAAGGCUCCUACCAGAGCCAGAAUACAUACCAUUUCAUCGCGAGCAGCUGGAUACUCCAAGUUCAUCGGAAACUGAAAGCGAUGAGAUUGAAGAGGAUGGGGAGGCAGUGUUUCUGCACGGAAUUGCGAAACGCGCCAAAAUCCAUUUUUCGACCCGGUCGUUCCAUUGUUCCGUCCCUGCCGCCAGCUGUCACCAAGGCAUGGAGGAAAACGGGUACGAAGCCGCACCGGUUCAAAUUGCGCUCAUACGAAUAUACGAGCUGUUGAGGUUGUUCCAAUGGUGUACUAUACUAUUGUACAGCUGUAAUGUUUCAAUGGCUUGUGAAUAAUUGCUGAUCAUUGACAGAAUCGUACGUGGUGACUUUUCAUUCUACGCUGCAUCUGGAAGAGCACUUUCAUACUUCCUUUAUGCGUCCUGGAAGUUGUCCGAAACACUGGAGGAAUGGUUCUCUUGCGAAAUUCUACAUCGUAUUAUCAUCCAGCAAAGCUAAAGAUUCUAACAAAUCAGCUGGAAUUAUGAAAUUUUUAUCGUAUGUCUCAUGUUAUUUGUUACAUUGCUUCUUGAUUGUUAUUGUUGAUGAAGUUUCAUUUUU
Cylicocyclus nassatus is the source of this 930-nucleotide messenger RNA. The record is from the annotation of a GenBank genome assembly. NCBI's taxonomy places the organism in Eukaryota, Metazoa, Nematoda, Chromadorea, Rhabditida, Strongylidae.